This is a messenger RNA of Penaeus monodon (black tiger shrimp), 1701 nucleotides long. Its product is annotated as PIN2/TERF1-interacting telomerase inhibitor 1-like. NCBI's taxonomy places the organism in Eukaryota, Metazoa, Arthropoda, Malacostraca, Decapoda, Penaeidae. Gene Ontology annotation, cellular component: nucleolus. Gene Ontology annotation, molecular function: nucleic acid binding; telomerase inhibitor activity. Gene Ontology annotation, biological process: regulation of ribosome biogenesis. The record is from RefSeq and is a predicted model, not a curated record.
CCCAAGUCCUUCUCCCACGUGUUGAGCAGAAGAGGUCGACCUGGACGUGUCCUGCUCUUGGUAUUUUAGAAGGCUUGGUCCUCUGAGCCAUGUCUAUGUUGGCGGAACCAAGGAGGAAAACACAACAGUGUUUUAUUAAUCCAAGAGGUGACGCCUGGUCAAAAGAUGAAAACAAAUUUGGCCAGAAGUUAAUGGAAAAAUUUGGAUGGUCUAAAGGGAAAGGCCUUGGAAGAGAAGAACAGGGAAUGACUGACUGUAUCAAGGUCCUAACAAAGGACAACAAGAAAGGUAUCGGAUUCAAAGGCUCUGACGACGAGUGGAUCAAGCACUAUGAAGGAUUUGAAAGCGUUUUGGCCAACCUCAACAGUGAUAAUUCCAAGGAGAACUCUGCCUCUAACAGUGCUGCUAACAGUGAUGAUGAGAGUAAGAAUACCUCAUCCUUAGAGAGGCGGUCAAAGGGCUCCCGAGCCAGAGUUCACUACCACAAAUUCACACGUGGCAAAGAUGUGAGCCGUUACAAUUCUGAUGACAUUGCAUGCAUCAUCGGGUCAAAAAGGUCCAAGCAACUUGCAGAUAUUGAGGCAACUCAGAUUAAGGAAGAGGAUGAGGUUGGUCAGCAGGUGAAGUUGAAUGGUGUUACUACUGUUAAAGGUGGUACUGUUCAGGAAUAUUUUGCUGAAAAAAUGGCAAAACUCAAGAUGGCACAGGCACUUCAGCAAAAAAGAGAAGAUGAGGAUAACAGUGAAGAGAGAAGUGAAUGUGAGAUUGGGGCUCAGAAUGGUAGACAAGGUUUUGGCUAUUGUUAUGAAGAACAAACACCAGUUAACGGCAAGGUUUCUUGCAGUUGCUGAGAAUUUAACAAUUGAGAACUGUCAUGAGGAAGAGGCUGAGAAACUUCACAUUGAUGAUAAUGAAAAGGAGAAAAAGACAAAACACAAGAAAAAGAAGGCAAAUUUGGAUGUAAUGAAAGCGGAGGAAUUGCCAACUGAGAACAACUGCAAAACAGAACCUGAUAACAUGCAGAGUGAAAAUGGUGUCAGAGGAGUUACCCACAGAAAAUGGUUGUGAAAGAGAAUCUGCAAGUGUGGAUGGUCAGAAGACAGAUGAGGAACGAGGAAAUGAAGAGGAAAUAAAUGGAGUGGAAGAUGCAGGAAAUGAAAUACAAAAAUCAAAGAAGAAAAAGAAGAGGAAGAUAGAAGAAAUUGAUGGAGAUAAUGAGGAAAGCAGUGUUACUGAACCACAAUCCAGUGAAAAGAAAAAGAAGAAGAAAAAGAAAAGCUUAUGCCAAGAAGAAAUUCAAGAAGAGAAUUGUAGCGAACCUUCAGUUGAACUUCCUGAAGUCGUGCCUCAAGACUGCUCAGAUGUGGGAGAGGCAAAAAUUGGAGAAGAAACUGUGCAAGAGGAGGAAUCUGUGCCAAAAAGGAAGAAGGGAAAGAAGAAGAAACAAAAGAGAAAUGCAGACAAAGAUGAGAACUCUCCUUCAGAAAAGGGUGAGGCUCUGAGUGUGGAGGAAAAGGGUCAUUCAAGCACAGCAGAAGGCAAAAAGGAGGGAGCAGAGAGUGAGAAGACAAAUAAUUCUGAAGAUAAAUCAGAUGGAAAGAAAAGAUGACUAGAGCUGGACUUCGUAGAUCUUGCUGUCUCUGAUGUGAUUACAAAAGAUCCAACAUCAUUUGCUGAAGAGAUUAAAAGAAAAAAAGCAAA